Molecule: messenger RNA, 2526 nt
Organism: Ochlerotatus camptorhynchus
Lineage: Eukaryota; Metazoa; Arthropoda; Insecta; Diptera; Culicidae
Exons: 2
Coding region: 1-2526 (841 amino acids)
Source: RefSeq, a predicted model, not a curated record
AUGCCCUCCUCCGAUCUGAGGCAGUUGGUGAAGCAGGAAAAGCUGUUGAAGGCGUCGUUGGAAAACGUGCAAGAGUUUGUGGACAACUAUCAAAAGGAUCGCGAUAAGGAUGAAGUUGAGCUGCGUCUGAUGAAACUGGAUGAAAUCUUCGACAAGUUUAAUGAGGCUGAAGAUACGAAGACUUCCAAGGGCGCUCGCGAUGACGUUGCCGGUACAACUAACGCUGAUGCUCGUGCUGACAGUAGUCGUGCCUACAAGGAUUUCGAGAAUAUUUACUUUCGUCUGAAAUCUGCACUGCUUGUCAAGCUUCCGAGAAAUCCUGGAAUUGUUGCAGAACGCCAACAAGUGGCUGCCAAUCCACUUCAAACAUCUCGUAUGAAAUACCCAGAGCUGAAAUUGCCUACGUUUUCUGGCAAACUGCAGGAGUGGAUUAAUUUCCGGGACAAUUUCAAAUCUUUGAUCCACAACAAUGGUGAUUUGAGCACUAUGGACAAGUUUAACUACUUGAGAGCUUCUUUGCGAGAUGAUGCUCUGCUUCAAAUUAAUCAGGUUCAAGUUACCGCUGCAACCUACCAUAUUGCUUGGACCAUUCUUGAGACGAAGUACGAGAACCACAAGCUGAUAGCCCAGGAACAUCUGAAGGCACUGUUUGCUGUUCCAGCAAUGAGGUCGGAAUCAUUUGAAACUCUGAACACCAUCCUAAUGACGUUCAAGGUCAAUCUACAACAGUUGGCGAAGUUGGGGGAGAUCACUGAAAAUUGGAGUACGAUCCUGGCAUUCAUGCUGUCGCAGAAGCUUGAUACCGCAACUCUCCGCCACUGGGAGACACACCAUGCAUCCAAAGAUAUUCCUCAAUAUGCAGCAAUGGCGGAGUUUCUUGAGCAGCACUGUGCAAUUCUACAUUCUACGUCAAGCCGAUGCGGAGUUGAGCAAAGACGACCAUUCAAGAGCUCUGCACUCCAUACUGCUAUACCAUCUACAAGCAAUUGCCAAAUCUGCAACGGGGGACAGCACUGCAUUGAUCAGUGUCGCCGGUUCAGCAAAAUGAGGGUAGUCGACAGAAAAAUGAUCAUUCGCAGACUCGGUUUAUGUUUGAAUUGUCUGUGCUCUGGACACUUUGUGGCGGAUUGUUCCAGACGUACCUGCGCAAAGUGUGGACAACGCCACCAUUAUCUACUACACCCGUACGCUCCUCCCAAUUCUAACACCCAGAGUCAACCCCAGAACAACCCGAACAGGCCUCAAGCGGUGAACGCGAACCCUCAAACACAGCCUCGUCCACCGUAUCAGGUGCAACAGCAAUCGCACUCGCAAUCUCAUUGCCAAUCCCGGACGAAUAAUACUCAAUCUAAUCCACAAACACCACCAGUCCUACCCACUACCUCGCAAUUUACACGACAGCCACCUCCCACAAACACGCCAUCCACCAGUCAUCACACUGCUACUUCACACAACAUUCAAAGUCAGCGAAACACAGCACUCCUGUCAACCGCGAUCGUGAAACUUGCUGACCGCUCCGGAAAUACGAUCCUCGUUCGUGCAUUGUUGGACAAUGGUUCACAAAUCUGCAUGAUUACGGAAAAUAUUUCCCAAAGGUUGAAUUUCAAACGGUUCCGUGAAAAUUUGCCAGUGAACGGUGUUGGUGAUUCGUCGACGGUGUGCAAACAAUCGGUGUUGGCGAAGAUCCUGUCCCGCUAUUCAUCAUUCGAGACCACAGAAGUAAAGUUUUAUGUCCUGCCUCGAAUCACCUUGAACCUGCCGCAGCACAACAUUGACAUCAGCUCUUGGAAGUUGCCUGCUGAUAUCCGACUCGCCGAUCCAAGCUUCUUCGAAUCUAGCGCCGUUGAUGCAAUCCUAGGCGUGUCAGUCUUCUACGAACUACUGCUGGGAGAGCAGAUGAGACUUUGGGAAACUGGUCCGAUCUUAUGCAAUACCAAACUUGGUUGGAUAAUGGCUGGAGAAAUAUCCGAGAAUCCCGUUUCCACCUUCAGCGUUACAGUUGCAACGUCGGGAACAACUGAAGAGAUCCAUGAGCAGCUUGCACGUUUUUGGGAACUAGAGACGUGCCGGACUAAGAGCUGCCUAUCCAUCGAAGAAUCCACGUGUGAAUCCAUCUUCGAACAAACAACAACAAGGGAUCAUGACGGAAGAUUCCGUGUAACACUUCCCAAAAAAGAAUAUGUCAUGGAGCAGUUGGGAGAAUCAAAAGCAAUAGCCACCAAACGAUUCAUGGCGCUCGAGAAACGCUUGAAUGCAAAUCCGGAGAUGAAGGCUCUGUACACUGAAUUUAUUCACGAGUAUUUGUUGAUGGGGCACAUGAAAGAGAUAACAGACGACGAAGAUGAGCCGAGGCAUACCUAUUACAUGCCCCACCACGCAGUUAUGAAACCCGAUAGCACUACGACGAAGCUUAGGGUAGUGUUCGACGCGUCGUGUGCAACAGAUUCAGGAGUUUCGUUGAACGAUGCGCUGAUGGUGGGUCCGGUGGUACAAAGGGAUUUGCUAUGUAUUCUGAUCUACUUCUGA